Hippocampus zosterae (dwarf seahorse) is the source of this 2268-nucleotide messenger RNA. It is a transcript of the gene tbx22, whose product is annotated as T-box transcription factor 22. Gene Ontology annotation, molecular function: RNA polymerase II cis-regulatory region sequence-specific DNA binding; DNA-binding transcription factor activity, RNA polymerase II-specific. The record is from RefSeq and is a predicted model, not a curated record. The coding region runs from base 658 to 2103 and encodes 481 amino acids. The transcript has 8 exons. Gene Ontology annotation, cellular component: nucleus. Gene Ontology annotation, biological process: cell fate specification; positive regulation of DNA-templated transcription; regulation of transcription by RNA polymerase II. Lineage: Eukaryota; Metazoa; Chordata; Actinopteri; Syngnathiformes; Syngnathidae.
AUAGGUCAGUUACAUUAUGCUACUCUAUUAUAUGCGCACACCUUCCCCGAUUGGCGAUAACAAAACGAUGUCCCGCUGAUUAACUUCAUUUUCCCUUCAAUUGUUAUUGAGCAGGCUACUGCAAAAAGAAAACAAAAAGUCACCCGAAUGUAAAGAAUAACCUGUUGAUGAAAUCUGAAAAGAAUCCAAACUGUAAAAUGCAUAUGAUGAUUAAGAUUUGUGACUUUCGAUUCAUUUUGGCUAAAUUAAACUGAGAAAUAAAUUCUGAAUAAAGUACAAUUGAGGCGCAGUGGGGGGAUGUGCGCUACACCCCCCACCCCCUCCUCUCUCUCUAACUCUCUCUCUCUCUUCUGUGAAGCACAGAGCGGAACAAGCCCACCGAGGCAGAGGAAAGGGAGACCUCUGAAACGAAUGAACUGGAGAGGGGGAUAAUGUAGUGAGCAAGGGGAGGCGUGUCAACAAUCAGGGACUUGGAUGCAGGGGAACAUCUUGGCGAACACAUGGAAUGGACUCGGAUUAAUUACGAAGCGUCAAGGACACGAAGCGAGAAGGGGAAAACAGCUCCCUGCGGUGCUGAGGUUCUGCUGCGGCUCCUGGAUGAGCCGGGAUACCGAAACCCGCUGGGCGCAAAGUUAAUGUUUGGAAAAACCUCGCGGGAUGUCGUCGGCUAAGAUGCAAGGUCUCAGCUCCAAGGCGCAUGCCUUUUCCGUCGAAGCGCUGGUGGGGAAACCCUGCAAGAGGAUGAAAAUGUCCGAGGAACGGGUUUCAAGUUCACGUGGACACACUGACACUGAAUCAGUGGAGUGCCGCGUCACCCAAACGCAUAAAGAGGAUUUUCAGGUCAUGGAGGCCGAAGCGGUCGGGUUAUCGAGCAAACCCAAACAGAGUGAAUGCACUCCACGGAGAGAGGUGCGGGUCGAGCUGCAGGGCUCAGAGCUCUGGAAGAGAUUCUUUGAGAUCGGCACCGAAAUGAUCAUCACCAAAGCUGGAAGGAGGAUGUUUCCAUCCGUUCGCGUCAAAGUGCGGAAUCUGGACCCAUGCCAGCAGUAUUACAUCGCAAUGGACGUCAUGCCCGUCGACUCAAAACGUUAUAGGUAUGUUUACCACAGCUCUCAGUGGAUGGUGGCGGGAAACACCGACCAUUCUUGCAUCUCACCAAGGCUCUACGUGCACGCAGACUCGCCGUGCGCGGGAGAGACGUGGAUGCGUCAGGUGAUCAGCUUUGACCGGGUGAAACUCACCAACAACGAGAUGGACGACAAGGGACAUAUAAUUCUACAGUCCAUGCAUAAGUACAAGCCACGUGUGCACAUCAUCCAACAUGACCCUAGGAUGGACUUGUCCCAGAUCCAGUCGCUGCCCGCUGAGGGAGUGUUCAGCUUCUCCUUCCCAGAAACCGAGUUCACCACCGUCACAGCCUAUCAGAAUCAACAGAUCACAAAACUGAAGAUCGACAGGAACCCGUUUGCCAAGGGCUUCAGGGAUCCAGGAAGGAAUAGAGGAGUGUUGGAUGGUUUGCUGGAGUCUUACCCUUGGAGGUCCCCUCUCAGCUUGGACUUCAAGCCAUUUGCCAUUCAACUUCAAGGGAGCUUGGGUUCCCCUACCAGCCCCGCCUCCCCGCUGAAGAGUCUCCUACCACUCUCAACUUCGUCAUCAUUUCUUUCGCUCUCCUGCCAGGACACCGCUCUUCACACUCUUGCACUUCCUUUCUAUGGAAAAACUACGACCAGCCCCACAUUGCCCGGCAGAGCCUUCUCCGCCGUGGGAGCCGACAGACUCAGAGAUAUGCCGUCAGUGUCUCCGCUUACAGAUCCCCCACUCUUCUCUAUGCUGCAGGCAAAGAAACCUUCCAACUGUCGUGAUCCAGGUCUUUCUCAAUCGAGCGCCCCGUGCUUGAUACCCAUCCCUAGCCCUCAAGGAUCUGCUUCCUCGUUAAUGCCUCACCUCUCACAAAGUCCUGGCCCAUAUUGUCUUUACCACUAUAGCUUCCCCUUGGACCCUCAACUUGCAACUGUUUCCCGACACACCAAACUAGCUGAAGACAACGCAGAAGCUCUACUGCGGCAAUCUUCAUGGCAUCUGGCCAGCAACCGUCAUCUCUGACCAUCUCCAGCCCAAGGAGAGUAACAAGCCCAGCGUGCUACAGCUCUCUGGAGGGGAAACAUCGGAAGGAGUUAAAACAGGGCCGUCACUGAAGGGAUUAUUUGUUUUUAAGAAAUAUUUUGAUCGCUGUGUCUGCGGUGCCAAAAACAAAAACGAAACACGAAA